AUGGGGAUCUUUAGCGCGGUCGACGGCGGGCUGCUGGUGUUGCUCGAGGGACACGACGGCUAUGCCAACUGCGCCGAGUUCUCGCCCGACGGCGCGCGCGUCGUGACAGCGAGCUUGGACCGCACGGCGCGCGUCUGGGACGCGGCGACGGGCGCGACGCUCAUGACGCUCCGGGGCCACGCCUGCUACGUCCACUGCUGUGCCUUCUCGCCCGACGGUUCGCGCGUCGUGACGGGGGGCAGCGACGGUACGGCGCGCGUCUGGGACGUGCGCGCGAGCCAGCUCUGA
Aureococcus anophagefferens is the source of this 288-nucleotide messenger RNA. RefSeq lists its product as hypothetical. NCBI's taxonomy places the organism in Eukaryota, Pelagophyceae, Pelagomonadales, Pelagomonadaceae. Gene Ontology annotation, molecular function: U6 snRNA binding; U4 snRNA binding; protein binding. Gene Ontology annotation, biological process: mRNA splicing, via spliceosome. The transcript has a single exon. Gene Ontology annotation, cellular component: U4/U6 x U5 tri-snRNP complex. Bases 1 to 288 code for a protein of 95 amino acids. The record is from RefSeq and is a predicted model, not a curated record.